Messenger RNA from Salvia splendens (bonfire salvia), 1041 nucleotides. Its product is annotated as probable glutathione S-transferase parA. Gene Ontology annotation, biological process: glutathione metabolic process. The record is from RefSeq and is a predicted model, not a curated record. Gene Ontology annotation, molecular function: glutathione transferase activity. NCBI's taxonomy places the organism in Eukaryota, Viridiplantae, Streptophyta, Magnoliopsida, Lamiales, Lamiaceae. Gene Ontology annotation, cellular component: cytoplasm. The coding region runs from base 242 to 922 and encodes 226 amino acids. The transcript has 2 exons.
CUUUUCUUAAUCUACUUUAUGCCUUAAUCACUUUACCUCACUCAAAUUCCUCAUGGUGGACUUUUCAACUAGAAUUUCAAUCAUAGUCCUUUUAUUAAAAAAAAUAUUCAUUGGUGAUGGUGAUCGUCAUAUAUAUCAUACCCUUUAAAUCAACAUCCACUCUUUGCAAAUGUUUCACUGAUUUUUUACCAAAACAAAACAAAAAUCGUAUCAUUGAGGUCUGGUGUUGUGUAGAAGGUGUAUGUACUCUUUCCUGAACAUGGAACAAGACAAGGUGAUUCUGCUGGAUUUCUAUCCGAGCAUGUUCGGAAUGAGGGCGAGAGUUGCGUUCGCAGUGAAGGGCAUCGAUUACGAGCACAGAGAGGAGGACUUGCAAAACAAAAGCCAGCUUCUUCUCGAGUCCAACCCCGUUUACAAGCAGAUCCCCGUUUUGAUCCACAACGGCAAACCUGUUUGUGGAUCGUUUAUUAUUGUAGAAUACAUCGAUGAGGUGUGGAAGGACAAAUCCCCGACACUGCUGCCUUGUGAUCCUUACCAACGAGCUCAAGCGAGGUUCUUGGCUGAUUAUAUAGACAAAAAGGUAAUGGAAACCGGAAAUUGGAUAUGGUGUGGGGAGGGAGAAGAGAAAGAGGCCGGUAAGAAGGGGUUCGCGGAGAUCCUGAAACAUAUGGAGUCGGAUCUCGGCGAUAAGCCCUUCUUCGGCGGCAACGGCUUCGGGUUUUUGGAUGUGGUUUUGAUCACAUAUUCUCCAUGGUUUCAGACCUACGAAACAUGCGGCAACUUCAGCAUCCAACAAGACUAUCCCAAACUGAAUUUAUGGGUAAAGAGGUGUUUGGAGAUAGAAAGUGUGUCUAAAUCGUUGGCAAAUCCCGACAACGUUUACAACUACUAUUUGACUCUUAAGAAAAAGCGCGGCGUUUAAAUUUAUGUUCGUUUAUCAAUAAUAAAAAAAAAAGGACUAGCAUUCACUGGUCUUGUGUCAAUCAUGAUGUAUUUUUCAUGGGAAAUUAAUUAAUGUAGUGUUGUACGAUAUUUACUUUA